UCUGCGGGAGGCGGUAGCGAUUAGUCGGGUCUGUGUCCAACAUGGCGGCCACUGCGACCACCAACCCCUCUCAGCUGCUGCCGCUCGGUAACCGGCGCCGCGACGCUUCCGCGCUCUCCCGGUGCCCGGGCGGGGCUGCGCUGGGAGCUUGUGGACAAAUGCAUAGGUUCACGCAUCCAUAUUGUGAUGAAGAGCGAUAAAGAAAUCGUUGGGACACUUCUAGGGUUUGAUGACUUUGUCAAUAUGGUACUAGAAGAUGUUACAGAAUUUGAGAUUACACCUGAGGGCAGAAGAAUCACAAAGCUAGACCAGAUUUUGCUCAAUGGAAAUAACAUAACAAUGCUGGUUCCUGGAGGAGAAGGACCUGAAGUAUGAAUUCAACAGUUAUCAUCUAUGAAGACAUGUUAUAUAGAUGUAUAAUCUAAACAGGGCUUUUGGGAUGUGGGUGGAUUUUGGUGUGGAUUGUUUUGUUUUGUUUACACACUCUUGCAGUUGACAUUUGAUAAAAGAUGAGGAGUUCCUCUUCAGAGAAGGUGCGUUGCUAAUGAUAACGCUGACUUGUGUGUUUAACUCAUGACUUUUUGUAAAGGCGCACUGAUCUAUUCUGAAUAAAAGCCUUUCUUUUUGUUA
This is a messenger RNA of Columba livia (rock pigeon), 630 nucleotides long. It is a transcript of the gene LSM5, whose product is annotated as LSM5 homolog, U6 small nuclear RNA and mRNA degradation associated. Gene Ontology annotation, molecular function: RNA binding. Gene Ontology annotation, cellular component: Lsm1-7-Pat1 complex; U6 snRNP; U4/U6 x U5 tri-snRNP complex. Bases 187 to 375 code for a protein of 62 amino acids. The record is from RefSeq and is a predicted model, not a curated record. The transcript has 5 exons. NCBI's taxonomy places the organism in Eukaryota, Metazoa, Chordata, Aves, Columbiformes, Columbidae. Gene Ontology annotation, biological process: mRNA splicing, via spliceosome.